UUUGACUUCCAAGAUCAACACGCUUAGACUUUCCGAUUGGAGAUUCCGAUUCAUAAAAUCUGAAUCCCUAUAUAUAGCCGCCAUUUUCAUUAUCCAUACAGAUUCAGCACCAUCCUCCUCCUCUUUCGAGCAUCCUAGAUUAGACCAAAUGGUGAAAACUGCAAAUUCAUCGUCAACCUCACAGCAGGCUUCAGAGCCCAAGUAUACCGGCGUCAGAAAGCGAAAAUGGGGGAAGUGGGUGUCAGAAAUCCGGCUGCCAAACAGUCGGGAAAGGAUAUGGUUAGGGUCAUAUGACAGUGCUGAAAAGGCGGCGCGUGCGUUCGAUGCUGCUUUAUACUGUUUGCGGGGACCCAGUGCAAGGUUCAACUUUCCGGAUAACCCACCAGACAUUGCUGGUGGGGAAUCGCUUAGUCCACAAGAAAUACAAGUUGCUGCUGCUAGGUUUGCUAAUGAAACAAGAAGUAUUACUGCCACUCCUACUGCUAAUAGUAGUACCACUAGUACCAGCACUAGCAUGCCUGAACUAUCAUCCCAAUUUAUGGAUCACUACUACGCAUCCGCAUCUUCAGCCUCUGAUGGUGCAAUCCAAGUGGACAAUGCAAGUGAUCGUACAGGAAUAGAUUGGUCGUUCCUCGAUGUGCUGGAUUUAAAUGAAGGUUCAGAAUUUGGACUUUAUCCAAGCCUGGGAAAUAAUUACAGUGAUUAUUAUCCACCACCACCAUCCAUUUUUGAUGAUGGCACUAGGGACAAUAACGAUGACGACGACCAUGAAAAUGAUGGGAAUGAAGCUUAUUCUCAACCAUCAUUUUUAUGGAACUUCUAGUUCUUCUCUUUAUGCCAAGGGAAGAUGGUUCCAUCAGUAUUUCGGCUAAUUUUAGCUGCUGAGAUCACUGAUUCUUUUUAAUUUUUUUUCGGGGGGCCGUUGAUAUUUAUUUUCAGGGGAGGGUAAGUGGACAAGUUAUUUUUUUGUGUCUUCUCCAGAAUAUACAUAUACAUAUAGAAAAAUAUAUGUAUAAUUAAGGCACUCUAGAAGGACCAAAGCCAAAGCAAUGGUGUACAUUUAUAGUAUGAAGCCAUUUUUCUAUGGGGAGGGAUAUUCUACUAUAUAUUUAUACGUAACAUAAUUUUUUAUAUCCUGAAAUCUUUUUCUUGUCCUACACAAGUUCCUAUAAUAUAAUGUUUUUUUCCCAUGUUUCCUCUC
This is a messenger RNA of Ricinus communis (castor bean), 1201 nucleotides long. Its product is annotated as ethylene-responsive transcription factor ERF017. Lineage: Eukaryota; Viridiplantae; Streptophyta; Magnoliopsida; Malpighiales; Euphorbiaceae. The transcript has a single exon. Gene Ontology annotation, biological process: regulation of DNA-templated transcription. The record is from RefSeq and is a predicted model, not a curated record. Bases 149 to 823 code for a protein of 224 amino acids. Gene Ontology annotation, molecular function: DNA binding; DNA-binding transcription factor activity.